Pyricularia grisea is the source of this 4287-nucleotide messenger RNA. RefSeq lists its product as uncharacterized. NCBI's taxonomy places the organism in Eukaryota, Fungi, Ascomycota, Sordariomycetes, Magnaporthales, Pyriculariaceae. The transcript is spliced from 7 exons. The record is from RefSeq and is a predicted model, not a curated record. The coding region runs from base 2893 to 4287 and encodes 464 amino acids.
UUUUUUUUUUUUUUUUUUUUACCCUCUGGAAUCCGACGAUAAGUAUAAAUCAGCAUCAUCAAUACAACAAUACAACAAUACAAUCUUUACGUGAUACGCAAGGCAAGACAGAAAUAUAUACACAACUGUCAUAUAACAAAGCAUACGUCGGCGACGACAACGAAUCGAUUGAAUACACCCGGCCUUUUUUUUCUUCCCCUACAACCACUCUAUGGACCGCUAGCACCAACACCAAAAGGCGCAUACCCACCCAUACACACAUUCCCGGGAUGGCGGUACAAUCAACUCUCCGCCACUCGGCGGCCGAGGCAGCCAUCGCCGCCUUCCUCGACAAGUAUACAGAGCUUAUCAGCACUCGCCUGCGGAAGACGUCACGGACGACCAGGUUGCUGGGGACAUUGGCCCUUGCCGCUUCAAUCGUGCUCGCCGGCGCUGGGGGUAGGCGAUGGUGGAGGAGGCGGCGGCAGGAGCGCGAGACGGGCCGCAAGCUCGUCCGCACAAACAGUUGGCUGUCGAACAAGGACGGUUCACGCACAAUCUACGUCCCCUACAAGGACGGCACGUCAAAGGUGGUCAUACAGCGCACCAAGCCCCUGACGUUCGAGGCGCACAGGAGGCUGUUUUUGAACCCGCCGAGGGUUUCGGGCCUGGCCGAUGGAUCCGUCCCGGCUGCUCAGACCAAGCCCGGUCUGAAUCUGGCCUUCCUUCACCAGUUUCUGAGCCUCAUGAGCAUCAUGAUCCCGCGUUGGUCCAGCAAGGAGGCUGGUCUCCUGGUCAGCCAUGGCAUGUUCCUGAUGCUGCGGACGUACCUUUCCCUGAUUGUUGCGCGCCUCGACGGUGAGAUUGUGAGGGAUCUGGUUGCUGGAAAUGGAAAACAGUUCCUCUGGGGAAUUGUCAAGUGGUGUGGACUGGGAGGCUUUGCAUCAUACACCAACGCCAUGAUCAAGUUCCUCGAGUCAAAGGUCUCUAUUGCGUUCCGGACGAGGUUAACCCGGUACAUCCAUGAUUUAUACCUCAACGACAACCUGAACUACUACAAACUCCCCAAUCUAGACGGCGGAGUGGGUCACGGCGCAGAUCAAUAUAUCACACAGGACCUUACAUUGUUCUGCGCAGCGGCGGCAAAUCUGUACUCAUCACUAGGAAAGCCGUUUGUCGACAUCUGUCUCUUCAACUACCAACUCUACCGCUCGUUAGGUCCUGUUGCCCUGACGGGUCUGUUGAGCAACUACUUCCUGACAGCCACGAUCCUACGCAAGCUGUCGCCGCCUUUUGGUAAGCUCAAGGCCGUCGAAGGUCGCAAGGAGGGUGACUUUAGGACUCUGCACGCAAGACUUAUUGCCAACGCCGAGGAGGUUGCCUUUUACGGUGGUGCCGACAUGGAGAAGCACUUCCUGAACCGCGAAUUCAAGUCGCUCAAGAACUGGAUGGAGGGCAUCUACAUGCUCAAGAUCAAGUACAACAUCCUCGAGGAUUUUAUUCUGAAGUACAGCUGGUCCGCUUACGGCUACCUGUUGUCGUCUCUGCCCGUCUUCCUCCCCGCCUGGGGUGGUCUUGGCGGCGCAGCCGAGAUGGCUGCCGGCGGCGAGGAAGGGCACAGGGAGCGCGGGCGCAUGGGUGCCUUCAUCACCAACAAGCGCCUCAUGUUGUCGCUGGCUGAUGCCGGCGGCAGGAUGAUGUACUCGAUCAAGGACCUCUCGGAGCUUGCUGGCUACACCAGCAGGGUCUACAGCCUGAUAUCGACGCUACAUCGCGUGCACGCCAACGCAUACUACCCACGCGGCCGCAUCAACGAGCUGUACUCGCUGUCGGAUGUCCAGGGAACCAUGCAAAAGGGCUUUGAUGGCGUGCGCCUCGAGCAUGUCCCCGUUGUCGCGCCUGCGUUGUGGCCACAGGGCGGCGAGGAGCUCAUUGAGUCUCUGUCUCUUGUUGUAAGGCGUGGGGAACACUUGCUGAUCUCCGGAGCUAACGGUGUUGGCAAGUCGGCCAUCUCACGCAUCCUGGCUGGACUUUGGCCCGUCUACCGCGGCCUGGUCAGUCGGCCGAAGAACACUGGCGAGGACGGCAUCAUGUUCCUCCCACAGCGGCCGUAUUUGUCUAUUGGAACCCUCCGCGACCAGGUCAUCUACCCCGACGGCGAGCUCGACAUGCGCGGCAAGGGCAGAAACGAGUCGCACCUGAAGCGCGUCCUCGACGAGGCCAAGCUUGGAUACCUCCCCGACCGCGAAGGUGGAUGGGACACGCGCAAGGAGUGGAAGGAUAUUUUGUCUGGUGGCGAGAAGCAGCGCGUCGGCUUCGCCCGGCUGCUCUACCACGAGCCGCAGUAUGCCUUUAUCGACGAGGGUACCAGCGCCGUCUCGAACGAUGUCGAGGGUUACCUCUACGAGAUGUGCAAGGAGAAGGGAAUAACACUCGUAACGAUUUCAACCAGGGCGUCGCUCAAGAAGUACCACACAUAUAACCUGGUUCUCGGUCUUGGCGACAAUGGCGACGAGUGGACGCUCGAGCGCAUCGGCACGGAGCGCGAGAAGAUGAAUGUGGAAAAGGAACUGCACGAGCUGCGCGAACGACUCGAGCAGGUUGAGGAGUGGAAGCAGCGCCACCAAGAGGUGGAGCAGGAGCUGGCCCGCGUCUGGACAGAGGGUGGUGAGGUUUUGAGCCCGCCGCCGUACGUAGAUGCAGAGGAGAAGCAGCCCGCGGAGACGGACAAGACGAGCAGCGACGAUGGGUUGUCGUCAUCUGGCGUGCAGGUGUAAAGGAGGAGGGCUGCCUAUUGGGGGGGUGUAUGAGUGUGGAGGGGGUUGUUUGUAUGUCUGUGUUGUUGCAGUUGCUACCAGUUACUACUUUUGAACUUGUACAUGCAUCUGAGGCUGACAAGAAUAGAUAAUUGCCAUGCCGGUUAUGUUCCCGCACAGGAUCGUCACGACGCUGCCGAGCCUGCUGCCAAUCAUCCACGAACACGAGGACGUGGUGCCGCCAGCUAUCCCGCGGCUCAUCACACCGACCAUCCCGCCUCGGUCGUACCGCCGCGCGGGAACCGAGGUAGACGGUCUUUGGUUCGACGGCAACGCCUUUGCCGCGGUCGCAGACUAUCUCGAUAACCAAGAUCAGAGGAGGCUGCUGUCGCCCUUUUACGCGAAAUCGGCCUUCGCGGCCGAGUCGGACUACGGCGAGGUCGUCAUGGACAAGACCCUGCCAACCAGGCCGUACGAAGAUUACGAAGACGAGCCGCCGAGGGUGCGAUUCUUGGACAGAUGGGGCUGGAAGAAGGUGGUGCUUGCCGUGGCGGGCUUCAGCUUGUUCUUGCUGGUCUUAGGGUUGGGGACUGGCUUUGGGUUGCAGAAUAGGGCUUCCACGACUACAGGUCAACAAGGCGAGGGUCAAUCUCCUGGACUUCAGCCCAGCGCUUCACCUACAUCUACACCUACUGGACGACCUUCGCAGACGCCAAAGCCAUCACCCCCGGCGACUACGCACCCGAAACGGUUCCCAGCAGGGACUUACAGUUUCACGGCGGCUUUGAUGUCUGUCCAAACCAGCUGCACGUCUGACCCGGCCGUAUUCGGCUGCUACCCCUUUACAACGUACGGAUCGUCGACGGUCAACCAAUCGGCGGCGACGUUUGAGUGGACCAUCGAGCCGGCCGCGGGCGCCGCCAAGGACAACGGCAGCAGCUACUACCAGCUGUCGUCGGCGGCAGGUAGUGUGAGCAACGCGACGCUGCUGCCAGAGUUUACCAACGUUACCAUGACGCUCGUCGAGGCCAACACGGACACGGAGCGGUACACGUUCAACCUGACCAUCGCCAAGGAGUACGUUGUGCCCAACGGCACGGCCGUGGUGCUGCCCGGAACGGCGGACUGUUGGUACAACAGCACCGUGGUCAAGGUGGAGCUGUGGACGCGCCAGAGGGCGACCUACCCGCCGGGCAUCACCGACGUGCCACUGCCUAGUGCCGACGAGACCGGGUCGACAACGACGGCAGUCUCGCCAUGGCCGUACAAGUUCACCAUGAGUCAGGUUCAAGGUGCCAGCUCAAGUGUGCCCGAGUGUCGCAACUCUGAGGGAACAGUGCUGGGGCCAACGAUUAACGGAGCGGGUGAUUGCAAGUGUUCAUAUAAGAAUUUUGAUAAUAGUAACGGUGGAACAAUUGCAACUGGGACGGGGCCCGUCGGUGGGUGCCGACCAUCGGCGCCGGUGUGGGGUCUAUUUAUGUCAUCAGCGGAGCCCGGACGCGGAACUUCCCCACGAGACGAGGUACUGUUUACUAUGGUAGGCUCUCCGUAG